Messenger RNA from Nematocida major, 1326 nucleotides. Its product is annotated as 60S ribosomal export protein NMD3. Gene Ontology annotation, biological process: ribosomal large subunit export from nucleus. The record is from RefSeq and is a predicted model, not a curated record. Lineage: Eukaryota; Fungi; Microsporidia. The transcript has a single exon. Bases 1 to 1326 code for a protein of 441 amino acids. Gene Ontology annotation, molecular function: ribosomal large subunit binding. Gene Ontology annotation, cellular component: nucleus; cytoplasm.
AUGCGUUGUUGCUUGUGUGGAAUAGAAAGUAUGUUUGACGCCUCGAUGUGCUUUGACUGCGCAGUUCGAGAGCUGCCAAAACUAAAGCUGGAAACAACCCGGCAGAUUGACCGGUGCAGUACGUGCAUGCGGUACAGUGUUCCGCCGUCGGGGUGGACCACGCUGCGGUUUGAAGGCCCGGAAAUGCUUGCAUACUUGCUCAAGAAGAUUCCAGAGCUUUCAAAGCUGCGCCUUGUUGACGCGUACUUUAUACACUCGGAGGAGCACUCGAAGAGAGUUCGCAUGAAAGUGAGCAUUGACCGGACUGAGGAGGUCGGGAUGCCUGGCGCCGAGCACACGGAAGAGCUCGAUGUAACGUGGGUGAUCAAGGGAAAGCACUGCCUGGACUGUGCGCGGGCAGCGUCCAACCAAACAUGGAGCUGCGUGGUCCAGCUCCGGCAGAAGUCAAAAACCAAGCAGACGCUUCUGCUGCUGGAGCAGGCCAUACUCAAGGCAGGCCUGCACGAAGAGACAACCGACAUAAAGGGCGAGCAGGACGGAAUCGACUUUUUCUUCAACUCCCGAACAGCGUCUUUGAAGCUUGUUCGGUUCAUUGAGGACUACGCGCCCUCCCGGGUGAAGGUGUCUGAGCAGCUGGUCACGCUUGACAAGAAGUCAAACAACAGUCGGUACAAGUUUGCAUACUCUGUUGAAAUUCCAGCUCUAAACGUAAACGACCUUCUGUACAUUCCCGAGGCGCUGGCAAAAAAGCUGUCUCUCACCGUGAUGUGCAUAGUGAUUCGAAUAUCGCAGUCUAUUCUGCUGGCAGACAGCAGGGGGCAGGUGAAGGACUUGGGGAAGGUGGACUACUUUAGGUUCGCAAAGUCCAUUCGCGUUGUGGGGAACAGCAAGACGCAGAGCCUGUUCCAGGUUGUUGAAGUGGACGGGCAGAACCAACACGCGCACAAGGGCAAGGCUGGCGCUAGCACGCACCUAAACUUUGGCAGGAACCAGAUAUACAACGUGGUGCUGCUGAAGGGAGACGGCGAGCUUGUGGACGCAAAGACCCUGGUGAAGGGCCUGGAGCCAGGCGUGAAUGUGGUUGGGUAUGACCUAAUCAACUUGAACACAAACCUGGACAUUGACGCGUCUAUUUUCCUCAUAAAGAAGGAGACGGGGGUAAACCUCAAGUGGAAGAUAAAGAGAGUCGGCGGAGGGUACCAGACGGAGCACGCGUCGGCAAUGAUCAUAGAUGCUGUCCGAAACGACCCGUCCCUCUUAAAGACCGUUGAUAUAUAUGAUGAAAACGACAAACUCAUCAAGGGAAUAUCUCUUUUGAAGAUGUAA